UGUUGUAAAAUUCUGAGACAGCUGACAGAGUCAAGUCCGAUUUUUUCAAUUGUUAACAAUUGUUUAUUGUAAGAAUUAUAACGUGUAAGCCUGUAAGUUGAAUAUCAGUAAAGUCUUUUGCAUUAUAUGCAAUUAUAUUUAACCCCUUUCUAAAGAAGAUCUAAGAAAUUGUAGAUACAUAUCAUUUUAAGGUUUUCGCAAAUUUUGAUUGUAUACACUCUACAAAGACGGAAAUAUUAAAAUAUGAAUUCUUCCAAGAUGCAAAGGUUUUUUCCGAAUGAGUGUUAUGUUUGUAAAUCGAGGGACAAUUUAAAAAGAUGUAAAUGCAACAUGAUUUCCUAUUGCUCUGAGCAUCAUCGAUUAAAACAUUUACCAGUUCAUGGAAGUUUUUGCAAAAUAAUUAAGGAAUUAUUAAAAGAAAAAAAAGUGGCACAUAUUUAUGAAGAGCUUCAAAUGUUAGGCGGAGACGCUUGGAGAGAAAAAAAAGAAAAAAUCACCAAUGAAGUAACAAAGAAAUUAGGAAGACCUAUGAGUUUAUUCGAAAAUGCAAUGUGGGUACAUCCGCGACUGUGUCACGUUUGUAAUCAAACCAGACAAGAAGAUUUAUCAAAUUGUCCUGAUUGUCCAGUGGCAAGUUUUUGUAAAAAGCAUCCUCGAGAUGAAAUUCACAGUAUGAAUUGCAAAGUGAUGAAUCAAUAUUUAAAAAUUUUGAACACAGCCGAGGAAUUAAAUAUCGACUUGAAAUUUCUGUCUCCUAAUUUUCCGUGUAUCAAAGGAGAAAAAGUAAAUCAUGUUAUGGACUCACUUACUCUCACAUAUAAAGCAAAUAAUAUGGAGGAAAGAUGUUUAAAAUCAAGAUUAUUGAAAAUGGACCUUAUUAACUUUAUGGACGCAGCUUCGAAAAUUAAUAGUGCUUUACAAAAAGUACACGAAACGAUUCCAGAAGAAUUGACAAUUCACAUCGAUGCCCUUUCCUAUGAGCACGCAAUCACGAAAGAAAAUUAUUGGGAGUUUCUCUUGCAUCUCAAUCCGCAGAUAAAAAAGUUAAAAAUUCUCGUCACUCAAACUGAAAAUCGGAACGAUUCUAAGUCUCUUUGCAAAAAGUGUCAUUCAAAGGGAAAAGAAUUGAUUAUUGAAUAUUCGACAAAAUCUUACGAAGACUACAUGCUGGAUGAAAAUUAUCAAAAACCCGAUAUACUCUUUUACGUGAAAGUCGACGAUGAAUGUAAUUCCGAAAGAUUUAAUAAGUGGAGUGAAUUUAAUUGUCCCGUCAUUUUGCGAUUUGAUUCAAAAAUGAAUUUUUGUAAAGUACAUUAUUUUCUCUCGCUUUUAAAAGCAAAGUUUCGAUUUAUUUACGAAGGAAAAAUAAAAGCAGCAUUCGGUAUAUUAUCCUCAAUUGAAAAUGAAGACUAUUUUAUAAUUUUGCAAUCAAUGGAAAACAAAGUACAUGAAAAAUGUGAUAAAAUUACAACUACAGUAACUCAUCAAUGUGGUGAAAAUAGUAGUGAAAAUGAUGUAGAAGAUGCUUCUAAAGUUAUUCCAUCAGAUUUAAAAGACAAUUCUGACAAUAACGAAAAUUCAAAAUUGGAAACAAACGAAAAUCAAUCUACUUCGGAAAAUAGGGAAUCCAAUAAGGAAGAAAAAUCCGAAGUUCGUGUGACACUUUCUCCAUCGUCAUCGAAACGUUCGUUUGCAACUAUUUCCGAACCAGGAGAAGAGGAGGAAGGAGAGAAGAAUAAAAAAGCCAAAACUGAAAGUUGUAAAAACAUUUCAAAGUCUAUCGAUAAGGAAAAUUGUGAUCCAAAUAGCGAAGAAGGAAAAAAUACGAAAGAGAAUAAUGUGGAAAAGAAGAAUAUAGAAAAGAGAAAUGAAAAAGAAGACAAACAUAAAAAAUUUCUUGUCAACUCAGAAUGUUUUAAAAAUCAUGAGACGGUUAAUGUUUUUCAAUCAUUUGUAAUCGGACAUGUUUCGGACCUGAAAAACGAAAAUGAAGAUUUACGACAACAAUUAAAUUUGGCACUCAAAGAAAUAACGAAAUUACAAACCAAAUUUGAUCAGGUUUGUUUUGAAUUAAAGAAAAAGGAAAAGGUAAUACAGGAUUUAUUACGCGUAUUUGUCAACUUUGAAAACACUGAUGCAGUGUGUGAAGAGAACAAAAUUUAAAUCCAUUACGAAAAAACUCUUCUAUUUUUUGUCUUUUUUUUUUUAAUUUGAAAUUCAAAUACUAAUUUCUUUUUUACUUGCUCUUUUACAUUUUCAAUGAUUAGUAAUUUGAAAAAUAUUACGUUAAAAAAUGUUAAUAUCU
Leptopilina heterotoma is the source of this 2305-nucleotide messenger RNA. RefSeq lists its product as uncharacterized. Bases 244 to 2163 code for a protein of 639 amino acids. The transcript has 2 exons. The record is from RefSeq and is a predicted model, not a curated record. Lineage: Eukaryota; Metazoa; Arthropoda; Insecta; Hymenoptera; Figitidae.